Molecule: messenger RNA, 1475 nt
Organism: Phacochoerus africanus (Common warthog)
Lineage: Eukaryota; Metazoa; Chordata; Mammalia; Artiodactyla; Suidae
Gene: POU1F1
Product: POU class 1 homeobox 1
Exons: 6
Coding region: 1-954 (317 amino acids)
Biological process (GO): regulation of transcription by RNA polymerase II
Molecular function (GO): DNA-binding transcription factor activity, RNA polymerase II-specific; RNA polymerase II cis-regulatory region sequence-specific DNA binding
Source: RefSeq, a predicted model, not a curated record
AUGAGUUGCCAACCUUUUACUUCGGCUGACACCUUUAUACCUCUCAAUUCUGAGUCUUCUGCAACUCUGCCUCUGAUCAUGCAUCACAGUGCAGCAGAGUGCUUACCAGCCUCCAACCAUGCCACCAACGUGAUGUCCACAGUCCCGUCUAUUUUGUCUUUGAUCCAAACUCCUCAAUGUCUGUGCACAUAUUUCUUGGUGACAACACUGGGAAACACAGCAACAGGACUUCAUUAUUCUGUCCCUUCCUGUCAUUAUGGAAACCAGUCAUCGACCUAUGGAGUAAUGGCAGGGAGCUUAACCCCUUGUCUUUAUAAGUUUCCUGACCACACCUUGAGUCAUGGCUUUCCUCCCAUGCACCAGCCUCUCCUGCCAGAGGACCCUACGGCCGCUGAUUUCAAGCAGGAGCUCAGGCGGAAAAGCAAAUUGGUUGAAGAACCAAUUGACAUGGAUUCUCCUGAAAUCAGAGAACUUGAAAAGUUUGCCAAUGAAUUUAAAGUGAGAAGAAUUAAGCUAGGAUACACCCAAACAAAUGUUGGAGAAGCCCUGGCAGCUGUGCAUGGCUCUGAAUUCAGUCAAACGACUAUUUGCCGAUUUGAAAACCUACAGCUCAGCUUCAAAAAUGCAUGCAAACUAAAAGCAAUAUUAUCCAAAUGGCUGGAGGAAGCUGAGCAAGUAGGAGCUUUAUACAAUGAGAAAGUGGGAGCAAAUGAAAGAAAAAGAAAACGGAGAACAACAAUCAGUAUUGCUGCAAAGGAUGCCCUGGAGAGACACUUUGGAGAACAGAAUAAACCUUCCUCUCAAGAGAUCUUGAGGAUGGCUGAAGAACUGAACCUGGAGAAAGAAGUAGUGAGGGUUUGGUUUUGCAACCGAAGGCAGAGAGAAAAACGGGUGAAAACGAGUCUGAAUCAGAGUUUAUUUACUAUUUCUAAGGAGCAUCUUGAAUGCAGAUAAUAUUAUCUAUUGUGUAAUAGCCAGUUUUUGUAUUUCUCAUUCUUUUCUCUUCUCCAGCCAAAAUAGAAAUUAGUUAUUUGCUUAGCUUUAAAAAAAAAAAUCUUAUCAGUAACUUUUGCAGAGCCUUUUCGUUUCUACUUAAAAUACAAUUUAAAUUAUAUUGAUGAAUUAUUCUAAUAAGCCACACUGUACAUUAUAAGCUAGACUAAUGGAAGUAAAACAAUGAUUUUUCUCUUUCUCAAUAGAUCUCUCCCUCUUUCUCCCCACCCCCACUUCCAUACAUGAGUGUGCAGAUGUGGUCUUUUAGUUUAAAGGCUUCUUUUCCAAAGGCUGUAUAUCUGCUUUUUAAUAUUCCAGUCAAUAAUGUCACAUAAAGAACAUCACCAGAGAAGAUCUUAUUAGAAAAUUCUUUAACCAAUGUUCUGGUUACCAUCAGCUCUAAUAGUUCGUUUGAACUAACAGUUUUGCAUUUAAGAACUAGGGGUGCCUUAGAAUUUUAUUAUUGCAUUUAGGAAUAAAUC